AUGGAAAUUGAAUAAGUAGAAUAUACCAUAUAAGAACUGACUCCACCUUAGCUAUACAUUAUUAAAAUUACAACUUAACUUAACCUAGAAUAAUAUUUCCAAAAUAUCAAUAUUAGAUUGAAAAAAGAGUUUAUGAAAAACAAUCAUUUACGCAAUUGUUAUUUGGACAUAUUUGAAAAAGACAGCAUACAAAGAAAACAAUGUUCAACUACUGAAUUAUUAAUCAAUUUGUUCAAGACAUCUUAUUCUGAACUCAUGAAUAAAUAAAUUGACAAUAUCGGAAUUAUUAAACUAUUUAUUGAAGACAAUAUUGAUGCCUUUAUAACUGGAUCAUUAAUACCUCCAUAAUAAGUUUGGCAUGAUUAUAAAUUAUUAAUUUUAGCCAUUAUUAUUAAAAUUAUGAGAAUGAAAAGCAUUACAGGACAAUUAAUUUAUGAAUGCAUGGUGGCUCAGUUAUAUGCGAAAUUAGGGUGCAUUUUUUAAAAUGAGGAUCCAUAUAUACCAGAGUUCAAAGAUUAUUUUGAAUGGAAUUUUUGGUCUUGCGAUAGAAAUAAAUAAUUAGAAAUAAAUGAGCUUACAGAAGACUAAUAAAGUUAAUUAAGAAUAGUAAGCAUCAUGAGAAAAUAUUCCUUUCUGCUUUGGAGUUUAUUAUGGAUUGAUCCGAAUUAAAUCUUAAGCCUAAAUCCAGAUCUGCUAUAAUUUAGAGAAGAAUAGAAAAUACCAGCCUAUCGAUAUUUGAAUAAAGAUAGGUAAAUGUUUGCAAUAUUAGUGCAUAAAUUUGUUUAAUGCCAUACAUUUGCUUUUGUUCCAGCACUCAAUUCAUUGUAUGAUGUAGUUCAAGAUAAGAAAAUCUUGUUGCCCAUUUUCAAUAGAUUUUAAGAUAAAUUAAGCAAUGAUGAUCUCCUAGAGAGUUUAUUGGAUAAUUUAGGACCAUUGAAGGAAUAAGCCAAAAGUGAGUUCUUUGUCUACCCUCAGGUUCAUGAUAAAGGAUUAGUAAAGAUUGUUUAGGGGAAAUUAAAAUUACUUUUGGAUGAGGGAAGCCAAACGGAAAAUGAGUUUUACGCAAAAUUAUUUUUAAACGAUUAGAGACCUACAUUCUAUUAGGAUUGAUUUAAAUAACAGUUAAUAUUUUAAUUUUUGAAUUUAUUUUA
This is a messenger RNA of Paramecium tetraurelia, 1151 nucleotides long. RefSeq lists its product as uncharacterized. The record is from RefSeq and is a predicted model, not a curated record. NCBI's taxonomy places the organism in Eukaryota, Ciliophora, Oligohymenophorea, Peniculida, Parameciidae. The transcript has 2 exons.